UUCCCUGCGCCGUCUCCUCUCGCGGUAACGCUACUAUACUGUUAGCUUGAUAGCUAACACCAUCGUUUCCAGGUUUCGUGUCGACCUGAAAAAAAGCGCAAACGAAGAGAGACACAGAAAAAGCUGCGCAGGCGAAUACUUUUUAAAGCCCGGCUGCACUGAGGAGCGGGACAAUGCCGCACAAUUUCCAGCCCGGAGACCUGGUCUUCGCUAAAAUGAAGGGGUACCCCCACUGGCCAGCCAGGAUUGAAGAUGUUGCUGAUGGAGCAGUGAAACCCCCUCCUAAUAAAAUCCCAAUUUUCUUCUUUGGGACACACGAAACAGCAUUUCUUGCAGCAAAGGACCUUUUUGCCUAUGAAAAGUACAGCGAACGCUAUGGAAAGCCCAACAAAAGGAAGGGAUUUAAUGAAGGUUUAUGGGAGAUCCAGAACAAUCCACACGCCUCUUACAGCGCCCCGCCUGUACCAGCAAGCUCAUCAGACAGCGAGGGCAACAAUGCCGGAGGAGGAAGCGAUGACGAUAAUGACGAAGAGGAAGAAGCCGCGGUGCCUCAGAAAGCAGACUCAGCAAGUGAGGUUGACUCAGAUUCUGGGAGUGAAGACCAAGGAAGGGCAGCAGCAGCAGCAGCAGCAGCAGUGAAGCGAAAGCCACCACCCGCCAAACGGCCUCCCCCUCCAAAAAAGGCUCGCGGCUCUUCCAGCGACCGAGAUGAAGAGGAGAGUGGAUCCCCCUCUGAAUCAGAACCCACACCUUCAGAGUCUGACUCUGGCAAGAAUAGUGACCAGGAUUUUACUCCAGAGAAGAAAUCUGGUGGUCGAGGUGGAAAGAAAGCAGGAGGCAGAGGGAAGAAAAAGAAGGCUUCGUCUGGCUCGGACUCAGACUCAGGGUCAGGGUCAGAGAAAAAAGUAGUGGACAGCGACUCAGAGGAUGAGAAACCUCGACCGGCUGUGUCUGGUUCUGAAUCCCACUCCGGCUCAAAAUCUGAUUCAGACUCUGAUCCACCUCCCAAGAAAGCCCCCCAACAGGCACGAAAGAAAGAGAAACCUGCACCAAAGCCUCGUGCACGGAAACCCAAACCUGCACCGGCAAAACGAGCACCUUCAUCCUCCUCCGACAGUGACAGUGACAGUGGCACCGACCGCAUCAGUGAAUGGAAGAAACGAGAUGAGGAACGCAGGCGAGAGCUGGAGGAGCGCCGGAAAAAGGAGGAGGCGGAGGAGCUCCGAAGGCUACGUGAGAGAGAGAAGGAAGAAGACGAGCAAAAGAAAAAAGACAAAGAUAACAAGGCUAAUAAAAAGGGGAGCGACAGUGACAGCAGCAGUAGCUCAGAUGAAGGUGUAGAAGAUCACCCAUUGAAGAAGUCCAAGAAACCCCCUCCACCUCCAAUCCCUGCACCCUCAGACUCUGAUUCUCCACCGCCAGCUGAGGCUAAGAAGUCAUCCAAGAAGCCUGACAACCAGAAGAAGGCAAAAAUAAAGAAGGAGAAGGAGAGAAAAGAAAGAAAGGAGAAGGAGCUAAAGGAAAAGAAAGCCAGGCGGUCAGAAGAGAAGUCCAGGGCGAGGCCCAAACCUGAAAAACCCAAACGCAAACCAGAGAGGCCGCCAGAGAAGAAAGUGGAAAAGAAGAAGGAGCCAACGCCAGAAGAAAAGCUACAGAAACUCCACACUGAUAUAAAGUUUGCACUCAAAGUGGACAACCCAGACAUAGACCGGUGUCUACAAGCCCUGGAUGAACUUGCAGCUGUGCCUGUCACCAGCCAGAUCCUCCAUAAGAACGCUGAAGUUAUUGCUACACUAAAAAAGAUUCGGCGAUAUAAAGCCAGCAAUGCAGUCAUGGAAAAAGCUAGUGAAGUCUACAACAAGUUAAAACUUCGUUUCGUGGGAAAGCCAGAGAUGCCAGUGAAACCUGAAGACAAGGAACCAGAAAAUAAUGAGGAGACACAGAACGCAGACUCCACUCCAGUGAAUGGGGAAUCAGAACAGAAAAAAGAUGACAUGGAGAUAGAUGAAAAUCCCAAAUCACCUGCCCACGAGGAGAAUAAUGAAGACACUGCUUCAAGUCCAAACAGACGGAGCCCAGAGAGCCCUGCUGAACAACAGCAUCACACGUAUGAAGAAGCGGACAACUCCAUCUCUGCAGAGACGGAACCACCUGCUAUAGAAAGCUGAAAGACCCUGAAUUGCCACUUCAGUGGACCAAGUGCUAAAGACGGUGGCCUCUUUGUUUGACGUCACAGUGCUCCAAGAUUGCAUCACACCCAGAGUUUCCUACAAUAUCUGUUACGUCAACGUUGAUGUUUUGGACCUUUUGUACUAUAAUGAUAUCAAACCUGAAGGCCCUGUUGCUCAAACCAUUUGGUCCAUUAUUUAUCACAGCAAAAAGGAAAGCUUAAUAGUGUGAUAGUUUGUGGCGCUGCGCAAACUCCUUUUACUCCUGAAAAUGUACUUUUUCUUUUAUACGACACUCGGCCCGUCCUGGAUCGUCACCCUGUACUCCUGCUACUGGCUACUUUGUUCUUUCUACCACAUGAACUCUUACUUUGGUCUUUCAUACAGUACAUAUAUUGAUUACAACGAACGAUUACAUUACUAGCACUUCUAACAGGAAUUCUUGCUGGGUUAGUAUGAGAUGAAACUUCGAUGAUUCUUGUGGGAAAACGGAGCCAUGCCGUUAACUUUUUUGCUUGGAAGAUUUUGUGGCUUCUUUUUUUUUAUAAAGCCUACAAAACAACACAAAGGCCUCUUGUCUGUGUGUAUGACAUUGUGAGAGUGGUAAAGUACUAUUUGUGAGUCUUUUAUGUUAAGUUUUCUUUUUUAUUAUUAUCUGGUCUUGAUCCAGUUAAUACAGUCUGAAAUGUAAAGCCAUUAAUUGAGUCACUUAAAACUGUUUUACAAUUGAGGUCCACCUACUUUUUUAUAGCCUUGUUUGCAAAUAUUUGCAUUUACAGUUUGUCUAAAAUAAUAAUUGCUGUGGAGUUAAACACCUUGCACUCUCGUCUCCCCAUAGUGUCUGCUUUCAGUGACCUGUGUAAUAAAUUGAAUAAUUGUACAGAUUGAAAACUGCCCUUAAAAGCUGUCGAGAUCUCAUGUAGCUGCAGCCUAUUUUUCUGUCAUAUGCAUACAACAGGUGUUUUUAGUGCUAUGUAAAUCGGUAAAGCAUUUCUAUCACUUAGUUGAGACUUGAAUAAAAAUCUCAGCAUGG
This is a messenger RNA of Centropristis striata (black sea bass), 3201 nucleotides long. It is a transcript of the gene hdgfl2, whose product is annotated as HDGF like 2. The coding region runs from base 174 to 2168 and encodes 664 amino acids. Gene Ontology annotation, molecular function: transcription coregulator activity; double-stranded DNA binding. The record is from RefSeq and is a predicted model, not a curated record. Gene Ontology annotation, biological process: regulation of transcription by RNA polymerase II. Lineage: Eukaryota; Metazoa; Chordata; Actinopteri; Perciformes; Serranidae. Gene Ontology annotation, cellular component: nucleus. The transcript is spliced from 16 exons.